CUGCAAACACAACCACGUUAACCUGCCUCUUCGGCUACUUACUACAACAAGCAGAAAUAUAGUAUACCACAAGGUAGCGAGAAGCAACCCUUUCAAACUCUACCAGAACAGCUCUACCUCAACUAAAGAGUCAGACCAAGGGCAACUCGAUCGAGAACAGUCUCGACUUUACCAUCAUGGUUGACGCCAAGAGCGCUAUCAACCCGGACCUUCUCAAGGUAUCCAUCUUGGGAUCAGAGUCUAUCCAUGUGGGAUUCCACCUCAUUCCCUACUUCGUCAACAAGAUCCUCUGGACCCUUCGAUCUUCGACCUAUGUAAUUGUGACGGAUACAUGCAUCGGUCAACUGCAUCUCCCGGAUGUCGUCAAGGAGUUCCAAAAGCAGAUCGCCGAGGUGCAGGCGAGCGAUCCCCAACUUUCGGCUCAAUUGGCGCGAGGCGAGAAUGUAGGACCCAGGGUUUUGUAUUACGAGGUCUCGCCUGGCGAGGGAGCCAAGAGCAGAAAGCAGAAGGAGAUCAUCGAGGAUUGGAUGUUGGAGAACCACUGCCUGCGAGAUACCGUCUUGAUCGCUCUGGGAGGUGGAGUUGUGGGAGAUUUGACAGGUUACGUCGCCGCCACCUACAUGCGAGGGAUCAAGUUUGUUCAGAUCCCCACCACUCUGCUCGCCAUGGUCGACUCCGCUGUCGGCGGCAAGACCGCCGUUGACACCCCUCAUGGCAAGAACUUCAUCGGAGCGUUUUGGCAGCCGUCAUUCAUCUUCGUCGAUCUGUCGUUCUUGGAGACCCUUGGCAACCGUGAAUUUGCCAACGGUAUGGCAGAAGUCGUCAAGACCGCCGCUAUCUGGAAAGACGACGAUUUCGCUCUACUGGAAUCCCGGGCCAACGAGAUCAUCUCCGCUGUCGAAUCGGGCAGCACAAAAGCGGACCACACGGGUCGAUUCGCUGAGACAAGGACCGAAGCUCAGGGCCUAUUGAUGACGGUCGUGACCGGAUCGAUCUAUGUCAAAUCACAUAUCGUGACUAUCGACGAGAGGGAAACUGGGCUUCGAAACUUGGUCAACUUCGGUCACACAAUCGGACACGCCAUCGAGGCGGUCCUUACCCCCCGAAUGCUGCACGGAGAGUGUGUCUCUGUCGGAAUGAUUCUUGAAGCCGAGGUCGCUCGCCAGAAGGGAGUCUUCUCUCAGGUCGGAGUCGGCCGACUGACUCGAGCACUAAAGGCAUACGGCCUGCCCGUCUCGCUGCAUGACCCGAGGAUUACCAGUCUUCCUGUUAGCAAAAAGUUGAGCGUAUCGACGUUGAUGAACCUGAUGAAGGUGGACAAGAAGAACUCAGGUGCUUUCAUCAAAGUAGUUCUGCUCAGCAGGAUCGGAAAGACCUACGAGGAGAAGGCAAGCUCGAUCGAGAACCCCAUCAUCGAAAAAGUUCUCUGCGAUGCCGUCAGAGUUCGCGCUGGGAUCCCCAGAUCUAUGACUGGCGACAAGCAGGGCAUCGUUAUGAGCACUCCCGGAAGCAAGAGUAUCAGUAACCGAGCUCUCGUCCUCGCUGCUCUCGGAUCGGGAGUCUGCAGGAUGCGAAAUCUUUUGCACUCUGACGACACCGCUGUUAUGAUGGCCGCGCUUUCGGAUUUGAAAGGUGCUGUCUUCAGCUGGGAAGAUGGUGGGGAGACUCUCGUCGUCCAGGGUGGUGGCGGCAAGAUGCACCCGCCACAAAGCGGAAAGCACGUAUACCUGGGCAAUGCCGGAACUGCUGCUCGAUUCUUGACUGCGGUCUGUACUCUGGUACAACCUGAAGCCGACCGAGAUCACACCGUGGUCACGGGUAACGCUCGUAUGAAGCAGCGACCUAUCGGUCCGCUUGUCGAUGCUCUCCGAGAGAACGGUUCCGAGAUCGACUACCUGGAAGGUUCUGGUUGCCUUCCUCUACGCAUCGCCAGCAAGGGUUUGAAUGGAGGUCACAUCAAGCUGGCUGCCAGUGUGUCAAGCCAAUAUGUUUCGGCUGUGCUUUUGUGUGCGCCGUACGCACGGGAACCCGUCACUCUGGAGUUGACUGGAGGGCAGGUCAUCUCUCAGCUCUACAUUGAUAUGACCAUCGCCAUGAUGCGCGAAUUCGGUGUCGAGGUGGUCAGGGAGCAAGACGCAAAUGGAACCCUGCUGGACGUCUACAAGAUCUCGAAUGGGGCUUACGUCAAUCCUGCUAUCUACAACGUCGAGUCUGACGCUUCAAGUGCUACCUACCCGCUAGCCAUCGCUGCCAUUACUGGAACCACUUGCACAUUGACCAACAUCGGAUCCUCUUCCCUGCAAGGAGAUGCUCGAUUCGCCAAGGAGGUUCUCGAGCCUAUGGGAUGUACCGUCGAGCAGACGGCUACUCAGACCAAGGUGACCGGGCCUCCUAUCGGCCAACUUCGCGCUCUAAACAGUGUCGACAUGGAGCCCAUGACGGAUGCGUUCCUGACGGCCAGCGUCCUCGCCGCCGUGGCGACCCAGGAGCCUUUCGAGUCGCGAAGGCAAGCCGACCUCGGUGCCAAUGUCACCAGAAUUUAUGGUAUCGCUAACCAGCGAGUCAAGGAGUGCAACCGUAUUCAAGCCAUGCGAGAUCAACUCCGCAAGUUCGGUGUACAGACAGAUGAGUUUGACGACGGUAUCAUCAUCUUUGGUUCGCCGCUCAAGAGUCUCAAGGAAGGCGCCAGCAUCCAUUGCUACGAUGAUCACCGGGUGGCUAUGGCUUUCAGCGUUCUCGCUACUGUGGUCGACCAGACUGUCAUCACCGAGAAGCGAUGUGUCGAAAAGACCUGGCCGAACUGGUGGGAUGAUCUCAGCCGAAUCAUCGGGAUCGAGUUUGAAGGUGUCGACCUCGCUGAUCAAGGUCAGACCUCGGGAUCGGGCGCCUACGCCUCUCACUUGGCGGGUUCCUUGCGCGAGAACGCAACCAUCUUCAUUACCGGAAUGAGGGGUGCGGGCAAGACUUACCUCAGCACCCUUGCUGGAAGUCUGCUCAACAGGCCUGUCAUUGACGCGGACGACUGGUUUACCGAGCAAGUUGGAAUCCCUAUUUCGCAAUACGUCGCCGCGAACGGUUGGCCAGCUUUCCGAGAAAAGGAGCGAGAGCAUCUCGCUCACUUCAUUAAAGAGAAGCCCGACGGUUACAUUAUCAGCUUGGGCGGUGGAGUUGUCGAGACUCAGGGUUGUCGAGAUUUGCUAAAGGCUUACCUGGCGGACUCUGGUAUCGUCGUGCACGUCUUCCGGGAGAUUGACGAGAUCAGGCGCUAUCUCGGCGAGAUCGGUGACACUUCGCUGCGACCCUCUUAUGGAGAGUCUGCUAUGGAUGUCUACCAACGUCGUCGUCCCUGGUACUACGAAUGUUCGAGCCACGACUACUUGAACUACAAGGGCGCUUUGGUUGGCAAUGAGGCCGCCGGCCCAGGCGAUGGAUCUCGGGCCGAAGCUUCUCGGUUCUUCCGCUUGCUCGCCGGCCUGAGCAACAACAGCCCGGAAUUGGAUGUCAGCCAUCGAACAUCGUUCUUGGCCCUUACGCUGCCCGACAUCACGCCAGCUCUAAGCGUAUUGGACGACAUCACUGUCGGUGUCGAUGCAGUUGAGCUCCGAGUCGACUUGCUGUCUACCACCGGCUCAGCCCCUACUCACCCGACCAUUCCUCCCAUGGACUUUGUUGCCCUUCAACUGGCAGCUUUGAGGCAUCAUGUCGUGCUGCCCGUCAUUUUCUCAGUGAGGACCGCUUCUCAAGGCGGAUUCUUCCCUGAUGAGGCGGUGGACGAGUAUUUCGAAUUCGUGCGACUGGCCAUUCGAGCUGGCUGCGAAUUCAUCGACAUCGAAGUCGGCAUGCCUAAGGAUCGCGUUGAGGAGAUUAUCAAACACAAAGGUCCCUCGCAAAUCGUCGCUUCAUGGCAUGACUGGUCAGGGGCCGCCAAGUGGAACGAAACGACGAUGGCCCAAAAGUAUCAACAAUGUCAUGCGAUCGGCGAUGUUGUCAAGCUGGUUGGUACCGCGAUCGAGCCAGAGGACAACACCCUGCUUUCGGUCUUCGCUUCGCAGGCUCGAAAGACGUCCGACAAGCCUUUGCUUGCCAUCAACAUGGGCCAACAAGGUCAGAUGUCCAGGGUGCUGAACCCGAUCCUGACACCCGUCACCCAUCCGGCGCUUCCGAGCCCUUCGGCACCCGGACAGACCACUUUCGCCCAGAUUCAACAGGCGUUGCAUCUGUUGGGGCGCUUACCUGCCAAGAACUACUAUCUUCUCGGCACUCCCAUCUCCGCUUCGUUAUCCCCAACGAUCCAUAACACUGGUUUCCAGGCACUAGGACUUCCACACAAGUAUUCCUUGCACGAGACUGAGGAAGUCGACCUCAGUAUCUCGCGUAUCUUGGCGGACCCUCAUUUCGGUGGAGCAUCCAUCACUAUCCCUCACAAGCUUUCAAUCAUGCCCCACCUCACGACCGUGUCUGAUGACGCUCGUGCUAUCGGGGCUGUCAACACCAUAACCGUGAAACAUACCGAGGAAGGCUCUAGGAUUCUGUAUGGUGAUAACUCCGAUUGGAAGGCAAUCAGAACCAUGGCUUUCAAGCAGCUGCCUACCAACGUUCGUCUGACCGAGACGACGACCGGUCUUGUCAUUGGCGCGGGUGGUACAUGCCGCGCUGCGGUUUACGCGAUCCAUAAGUUGGGCAUCAAGACGAUCUACUUGUUCAACAGGACGCGUGAAAAUGCGGAGAAGGUUGCCAAGUUCUUCCCUAAGGACUUCAACAUCAUCUGUGUCACCAGCUUGGACGAUCUCCCUGCCGCCAAGCCAACCGUCAUCGUAUCGACUGUACCCGGUGGCAGCAUGACGCUGGAGCCUUCCGCUUCUGGCAUCUUGCUGAAGCCUACCCUGUUGAACGAAGAUGGAGGCGUUGCCAUCGAGAUGGCCUACCGCCCCAAGGUUAGCGCUCUCAUCGAGCUUGCUCAACAUACUGAAUCGUGGAACCACGUGUUCGGCGUUGACAUCCUCCUCGAACAAGCCUUUGUGCAAUUCGAGGGCUGGACCAAGCGUCACGCUCCUCGGAACGUCCAGAUCGCAGCUGUUCAGCAGAAGGAGAAGGAGAGGGACGAGGUAGCUGCUAGAGCUCAGAGAUCCGCCACACCGAAGAUGGUGAACGGCCAUUCGAAAUCAAUGAAUGGCAAGAUGGCGUCUUUCCCGCCUGCGGCGCAGAUCGAAUACUCUUCUUCCGCGCCCAUGCCGACUCAAACGGCUUCCCACACUGUCAAUGGAGACGACCCAGAAGUACCUACCCACCUCUAUCAAAGGCUGCCGAAGCACCUCUUGAUCUCGCAAGGUGGCAACAAAGAGCCUACGCCCGACUACUUGCGUAUGAUUUUGCUAUGUACGUUGGUUAUGCGAUACUCCGCUUUAUCUGGAUCGCUUAUAUAAUUGACCUGUUUCGGAUCACAGCCAAGGUUUACACUGCUCCGCUUAACCUUCAGGAGACACCUCUGACCCUGGCCGUCAACCUUUCCGCCAAGCUCGGAAACGAAAUCUGGCUGAAACGAGAGGAUAUGCAACCCGUCUUUUCUUUCAAAGUUCGAGGAGCUUACAACCUGAUGGCGCAUCUGCCAGAGGAGGACAAGUGGAAGGGCGUUGUCACUUGCAGUGCAGGCAAUCACGCUCAGGGUGUAGCUCUGGCCGGUGCCAGCUUGAAGAUCCCUGCUACCAU
Filobasidium floriforme is the source of this 5706-nucleotide messenger RNA. Its product is annotated as putative aromatic amino acid family biosynthesis-related protein. Gene Ontology annotation, cellular component: cytoplasm. Gene Ontology annotation, molecular function: 3-dehydroquinate dehydratase activity; 3-dehydroquinate synthase activity; 3-phosphoshikimate 1-carboxyvinyltransferase activity. Gene Ontology annotation, biological process: aromatic amino acid biosynthetic process; chorismate biosynthetic process. The coding region runs from base 177 to 5423 and encodes 1748 amino acids. NCBI's taxonomy places the organism in Eukaryota, Fungi, Basidiomycota, Tremellomycetes, Filobasidiales, Filobasidiaceae. The transcript is spliced from 5 exons. The record is from RefSeq and is a predicted model, not a curated record.